This is a messenger RNA of Saimiri boliviensis boliviensis (Bolivian squirrel monkey), 3858 nucleotides long. RefSeq names its product DEP domain containing 1 (gene DEPDC1). Gene Ontology annotation, cellular component: nucleus; transcription repressor complex. Lineage: Eukaryota; Metazoa; Chordata; Mammalia; Primates; Cebidae. Gene Ontology annotation, biological process: intracellular signal transduction. The record is from RefSeq and is a predicted model, not a curated record.
GUGCCCGGACACGCCGCUGCCCGGGCCGCUGAGCCUGAGGGUCGCCUUCGCAGCUAUGGACGCCACCGGGCGCUGACAGACCUAUGGAGAGUCGGGGUGUGCCUCCGGGGCCUUAUCGGGCCACGAAGCUGUGGAAUGAAGUUACCACAUCUUUUCGAGCUGGAAUGCCCCUAAGAAAACACAGACAACACUUUAAAAAAUACGGCAAUUGUUUCACAGCAGGAGAAGCAGUGGACUGGCUUUAUGACCUAUUAAGAAAUAAUAGCAAUUUUGGGCCUGAAGUUACGAGGCAACAGACUAUCCAACUGUUGAGGAAAUUUCUUAAGAAUCAUGUAAUUGAAGAUAUCAAAGGCAAGUGGGGAUCAGAAAAUGUUGAUGAUAACAACCAGCUCUUCAGAUUUCCUGCAACUUCACCACUUAAAACUCUACCACGAAGGCAUCCAGAAUUGAGAAAAAAUAACAUAGAAAACUUUUCCAAAGAUAAAGAUAGUAUUUUUAAAUUACGAAACUUAUCUCGUAGAACUCCUAAAAAGCAUGGAUUACAUUUAUCUCAGGAAAAUGCUGAGAAAACAAAGCAUGAAAUGAUCAAGGAAGAUCAAGAAAAUGCAGUUGAUAAUAGAGAACUAAGCCAGGAAGAUGUUGAAGAAGUUUGGAGAUACGUUACUCUGAUUUACCUGCAAACAAUUUUAGGUGUGCCAUCCCUAGAAGAAGUCAUAAAUCCAAAACAAGUAAUUCCCCAAUAUAUAAUGUACAAUAUGGCCAAUACAAGUAAACAUGGAGUAGUUAUACUACAAAACAAAUCAGAUGACCUCCCUCACUGGGUAUUAUCUGCCAUGAAGUGCCUAGCAAAUUGGCCAAGAAGUAAUGAUAUGAAUAAUCCAACUUAUAUUGGAUUUGAACGAGAUGUAUUCAGAACAAUCGCAGAUUAUUUUCUAGAUCUUCCUGAACCUCUACUUACUUUUGAAUAUUACGAAUUAUUUGUGAACAUUUUGGUUGUUUGUGGCUACGUCACAGUUUCAGAUAGACCCAGUGGGAUACAUAAAAUCCAAGAUGAUCCACAGUCUUCAAAAUUCCUUCACUUAAACAAUUUGAAUUCCUUCAAGUCAACUGAGUGCCUUCUUCUCAGUCUGCUUCAUAGAGAAAAAAACAAAGAAGAAUCAGAUGCUACUGAGAGACUGCAGAUAAGCAAUCCAGGAUUUCAAGAAAGAUGUGCUAAGAAAACGCAGCUAGUUAAUUUAAGAAACAGAAGAGUGAGUGCUAAUGACAUAAUGGGAGGAAGUUGUUAUAAUUUAAUAGGGUUAAGUAGUAUGCAUGCUCUAUCCUGUAACAGCAAACCAAGGUGCUGUUCUUUGGAAGGAAUUGUAGAUGUGUCAGGGAAUUCAAGUAAAGAGGCAUCCAGUGUCUUUCAUCAAUCUUUUCUGAACAUAGAAGGACAAAAUAAUAAACAGUUUUUAGCAUCUAAACCCAAGCAGGAAUUCUUGUUGAAUCUUCAUUCAGAGGAAAAUAUUCAAAAACCAUUCAGUGUUGGUUUUAAGAGAACCUCUACUUUGACUGUUCAAGACCAAGAGGAGGUGUAUAAUGGGGAAUGCAAGUCAAAACAGCUUUGUAGGUCUCAGAGUUUGCUUUUAAGAAGUAGUACAAGAAGGAAUAGUUAUAUCAAUACACCAGUGGCUGAAAUUAUCAUGAAACCAAAUGUUGGACAAGGCAGCACAAGUAUGCAAACCGCUAUGGAAAGUGAACUCGGAGAGUCUAGUGCCACAAUCAAUAAAAGACUCUGCAAAAGUACAAUAGAACUUUCAGAAAAUUCUUUACUUCCAGCUUCUUCUAUGUUGACUGGCACACAAAGUUUGCUGCAACCUCAUUUAGAGAGGGUUGCCAUCGAUGCUCUACAGUUAUGUUGUUUGUUACUUCCCCCACCAAAUCGUAGAAAGCUUCAACUUUUAAUGCGUAUGAUUUCCCGAAUCAGUCAAAAUAUUGAUAUGCCCAAACUUCAUGAUGCAAUGGGCACAAGAUCACUGAUGAUACAUACCUUUUCUCGGUGUGUUCUAUGCUGUGCUGAAGAAGUGGAUCUUGAUGAGCUUCUUGCUGCAAGAUUAGUUUCUUUCUUAAUGGAUCAUCAUCAGGAAGUUCUUCAAGUACCCUCUUACUUACAGACUGCAGUGGAAAAACAUCUUGACUACUUAAAAAAGGGACAUAUUGACAAUCCUGGAGAUGGACUAUUUGCUCCUUUGCCAACUUAUUCAUACUGUAAGCAGAUUAGUGCUCAGGAGUUUGAUGAGCAAAAAGUUUCUACCUCUCAAGCUGCAAUUGCAGAACUUUUAGAAAAUAUUAUUAAAAACAAGAGUUUGCCUCUAAAGGAGAAAAGAAAAAAACUAAAACAGUUUCAGAAGGAAUAUCCCUUGAUAUAUCAGCAAAAAUUUCCAACCACAGAGAGUGAAGCAGCCCUUUUUGGGGACAAACCUACAAUCAAGCAACCAAUGCUGAUUUUAAGAAAACCAAAGUUUCGUAGUCUAAGAUACUAACUGAAUUAAAAAUUAUGUAAUAAAUGAAGCCAUAUCUGAAAAUGUAGCUACUCAAAAGGAAGUCUGUUAUUAAUAAGGUAUUUCUAAACAAACACAUUGUGUAAGGAAGUGCCAAAAUAGUUGUUUUUUAAUGUGAGACUACUAGGAAACUAACUAGAUCUCAACUGAAAGCACAUAACAAUAGGUGGUACCAAAUCCUUUUUGUUUUUAACACAGCUAUUCGAAAGGCGAUCAUGAUGUGUGCUAAAAUUUUAUUUGAAUUUUGAAAACUGAGCUGUGUUCAUCAAGAUUAACCUAUAAUUCUGUUUUUAAAAGAAAACAUCUUCAUAUGUGCAAGUUCUGAAAUACUAGCUAAUGAAUUAGUUGUUUGGGGUUACUUCUUUGUUUCUAAGUAUAAGAAUGUGAAGAAUAUUUGAAAACUCAGUGAAAUAAUCCUCAGCUACCAAAUGUUGCACUCUUUUGUAUGUUCUUUUUCCACUUUUGAUCUAUUUAUGUAUAUGUAUGUAUUCUUAAAAUAUGUGUAUAUUUUGUCAGAUUUGGUUUUGCCUUAAAUAGUAUCCCCAACUGCUUCAGUUAUUCAUUUGUUCAAUAUAUAUAUUUUGAAUUCUUAUUUUCAUAAUCUAUUAGAAGAUGGGGAUAUAAAAGAAGUAUAAGGCAAUCAUAUAUUCAUUCAAAAGAUAUUUAGUAACUUCUGUGUGCCUUUCAUUGUUCUAGAUAUGCAGAGACAAUGAUAAAUAAAACAUAAAAAUCUCUUCCCUAAGGUAUUUAUUUUCUAAUCAAGGGAGAUACACCCAUCAGAUGCUUAAAAUAACAAUACUACCCACUGAAAUCAGAGCAUAUAGAAUCAUUCAGCUAAAGACUGACUUCGAUGAUUAUGAAAUAGGUCUCUAAGCUAGUGGUUUUCAAACUGGUGCACAUUAGACUCACCUGAGGAGUUUUAAAACCACCUGUAUGCCCAGGGCCUACCUUAUAGCAAUUAAAUCUGAAUUUUAGGGGUGUUAUAUAGGGAUUAGUAUUUUUUUUAAUCUAGAUGAUUCCAAUGUUCAGCCAACUCUGAGAAUCAAUGUCUUAAAUGCUUGUUAUAAACAUUUAUAUAAGUGCCAAGAUAGUAGCACAUUGAUUUUAUUUUUUCAUUGGAAGAAAAUGUCUGUCUGACAAUUACAAAUGCCUCUCAUCUUAAAAACAAGGUUCUUCAGGUUUCUGCGUGAUUGACUUGGUGCAAACUUGAAGCAAAUUGCCUUCUAUUUUUUACUCCAAGAUUGUUUAAUACCUAUUCCUUAAGUGUAAAGAAAUAUAUAGUGCCUGGGUUGUAAUAAAAUCUUAAUGUUUAAUGACU